AAGGGCUGUCUCGCUAGGCGAUAGCGGGAUGUCCCCGCACUGACCGCCCUGGGCCCGCGCCCGCCCGCGUAAACGCGCCCGGUCCGACCCCGCGCCACCAUGUAAACGGCGCCCGCAGGCGGACGCCGGCUUCUCCGCCCGGGACCCCUUUGCCCUGCCCCGGGCCCCAGGGCCCUCGAUGAGGACACACCAUGCUGACCGGGGUGACCGAUGGGAUCUUUUGCUGCCUGCUGGGCGCGCCACCCAAUGCUGUGGGGCCACUGGAGAGUGUGGAGUCCAGUGAUGGCUACACCUUUGUGGAGGUCAAGCCUGGCCGCGUGCUGCGGGUGAAGCAUGCUGGACCCGCUCCGCUCCCCACCCCACCUCCACCACUGUCAGACGCCGCCCAGGGGGACCAAUCUGGCUUGGUCCACUGCCAGCGCAGAAUCACCGUGUACCGCAACGGGCGGUUACUGGUGGAGAACCUGGGCCGGGCACCACGAGCUGACCUCCUGCACGGGCAGAACGGCUCUGGGGAGCCACCAGCCGCCCUCGAGGUAGAGCUGGCUGACCCAGCGGGCAGCGAUAGCCGCUCGGGCCCAGGCAGUGCUGGGAGUGGCAGUGGCGGACGACGGCGGCGAGCCCGACGCCCCAAGCGGACCAUCCACAUUGACUGUGAGAAGCGCAUCACCAGCUGCAAGGGCGCCCAGGCCGAUGUGGUGCUCUUUUUCAUCCACGGUGUCGGCGGUUCCCUGGCCAUCUGGAAGGAACAGCUGGACUUCUUUGUGCGCCUGGGCUACGAGGUGGUGGCGCCCGACCUGGCCGGCCACGGGGCCAGCUCAGCGCCCCAGGUGGCCGCCGCCUACACCUUCUAUGCACUGGCAGAGGACAUGCGUGCCAUCUUCAAGCGCUAUGCCAAGAAGCGAAACGUGCUCAUUGGGCAUUCUUACGGUGUCUCCUUCUGCACGUUCCUGGCGCAUGAGUACCCAGACCUGGUGCACAAGAUGAUCAUGAUCAACGGUGGGGGCCCCACGGCACUGGAGCCCAGCUUCUGCUCCAUCUUCAACAUGCCCACGUGCGUCCUGCACUGCCUGUCACCCUGUCUGGCUUGGAGCUUCCUCAAGGCUGGCUUCGCCCGACAAGGGGCCAAAGAGAAGCAGCUGCUGAAGGAGGGCAAUGCGUUCAAUGUGUCUUCCUUUGUGCUUCGGGCCAUGAUGAGUGGCCAGUACUGGCCCGAGGGCGACGAGGUCUACCAUGCCGAGCUCACCGUGCCCGUCCUGCUCGUCCAUGGCAUGCACGACAAGUUUGUGCCGGUGGAGGAAGACCAGCGCAUGGCUGAGAUCCUGCUCCUGGCCUUCCUGAAGCUCAUCGAUGAAGGCAGCCACAUGGUGAUGCUGGAGUGUCCGGAAACGGUCAACACGCUGCUCCACGAAUUCCUGCUCUGGGAGCCCGAGCCCUCGCCCAAGGCCCUGCCCGAGCCCCUGCCCACGCCGCCAGAGGAAAAGAAGUAGCCGCUGAGCUGGCAGGGUAGCGCUUAGUGAGCCGACGAGCCUGAGGAGGAGCCCGGAGCCGGAGUUGUGGGUCUGCCGCGCGGACCACCUGGGCGGGCCGUUCGCUCCAGCGGGCGGGGUCAGGUCAGGGAGACGCCCCCCAGGCCGGCUGGGCAGGACGUGACGUUCGUGGGAGCCAGGUGGACACACCGCUCUCUGCUAGUCCUGCGGGACCCAUCGGUUUUUCGGGGCCAUAGCCGGGACCCCCGCGGAGGAUGACCUUGUACAGAAGCCCCCUACCCCACAACGCCAGGGCCGAGGCAGGCCACCACCCCGCUCUCUGUCUUCCGUGUUCGCCGUGCUUGAUCCUGGGACCCACGAGCCCCGCAGGGACCCUCGAGACCCCGCCCCAAUGCCCGAGACCCCUUACCACCCCACCAUUCCUCGGCGCUGGGAGCUAUUGUGGCCCAAGGAGGGAGGGUUUGGGAGGGGGCUGACACCACCGAACCCGCACAUCUCAACUUGUAACUCAAUAAAAAGAAGUGACAAUCUGAGCCUCCAGGCCUGUGUUGGGUGACCGCAGCGCGGGUCCGCCCUGAGCCUCAGUUUCCCCAAGUGCAGACUGAACUGAGUCGAGUGCCUCCCCCUCAGGGCUGGCCCACAGAGACUUGAGGAUGUCGGCCGUCCAGGCUUUCUUCCCGAGUUCCCCUCCCUCCUCAAAAUGCAGGGGCUACUUGGGCACUAUUUCCAGAGCAGAAGGCAGAUAGGGGGUGAGCUCCCCGUCCCUGGAGGGGAGGAGGAGAACCAACUGAGGUCGAUGCUGAAGUUGAGGUGAGGAUCCGAGGACGGUUGCAUCUGGUUACAGUAGCCAUAAUUGUGUCAGCUGUAUGCAAAGCCCUGUGCUGAGUGCCUGACACCCAUAGGUUCAUUCAAUCCCCUUCACUCCACACCACACAGCAAGUUAGUACCUCUUACUGUCCCAUUUUAUCUUAUAACUUGGUUUUGAGUUGCUUUUGUUACGAAGAUGAUUUUUAUUUUGAAUCUGUCUUUUUUGAAUCCAGAUUUCUCUGGAUUUCCCUGCUCCAUGGCUGUGCUCUUGGUCCUCUAUAUUUUAUUCUAAUGUAUGUAUAUCUAGGUUUACCCGUGGUUUGUGUGGCCGGUGGGAGGAGAUUUGUCCCCUCAGUUGCUGCACCUUUGGUCCUUUCCCCACUGGUUUGUGAGCCCCCCUUUAAUUUAAACCAGGGGUUCUUACAGGGGCACUGUUGUUGGUUGACAAAUUCUGGAGAUAUGUUUGAUUACCACAGCUGGAGGGGGAGGUGCUCCUGGAAUCUUGUGGGUGGAGCGCAGGAAUGCUGCCUGACACCCUACAGUGUACAGGACGGCCCCCACUGCACUUGGUCUCAAAAGUCAGUAGGGCCAAGGUUGGGAUACCCUGUGUUUUAGACAAAUCCCACCUCCUCUGGGCCUCUUUUUUUGGCGGGGGGAGGGAUGUCUCUGGAUUCUUUCUGUUUGUGUAUUCUUGGGAGAUGGCA
Molecule: messenger RNA, 3001 nt
Organism: Eubalaena glacialis (North Atlantic right whale)
Lineage: Eukaryota; Metazoa; Chordata; Mammalia; Artiodactyla; Balaenidae
Gene: ABHD8
Product: abhydrolase domain containing 8
Exons: 5
Coding region: 192-1490 (432 amino acids)
Molecular function (GO): catalytic activity
Source: RefSeq, a predicted model, not a curated record